Messenger RNA from Aspergillus udagawae, 1767 nucleotides. RefSeq lists its product as uncharacterized. Lineage: Eukaryota; Fungi; Ascomycota; Eurotiomycetes; Eurotiales; Aspergillaceae. The record is from RefSeq and is a predicted model, not a curated record. The transcript has 2 exons. Bases 1 to 1767 code for a protein of 588 amino acids.
AUGGUGACUGGAAUUGAGGCCACUGGCGUCGUGCUGGCUCUCCUACCCUUACUUGUUAACCAACUUGAUAACUACGUGCAGGGCUUGGAGACGCUCAAGAGCUUUAGAGCAAAGAGAUACCUGAGAGAGUUGGAGAGCUAUCGCACUAAUUUGGGAACACAAAAAGUUAUUUUCCUCAACACGUUGGGUCUCGCAUUGAGGGACACUCUGGUAGACGAUAAAUCCAUCAUCAAAGCGUGGAUCAGAAAUCCACAGGAGGACAAAUGGGUGGGACGGGUUAUCCACGAGACACUUCAAACGAGGCUUGGGCCGAGCUUUGAGCCUUUUAUGAGGACAACAGGGGAACUGUCCAAUUUAUUGGAGGACUUAUCCAACAAAUUGGGUUCAGAUCAAGACACACGUCCGUUGGGCUCUGAGUCCGAAUCUUUCAUCAAGAGAAGUGUCAAAAAGUUCCGCGAUAUAUUCUCAAAAAGCAUAUAUGCCGGCCUCCUGAGCCGCAUCCACACUACAAAUACCAUCCUGAAAACACUGGUAGACCAGUCCUUUCAACACCACACGAAAGACAACGACAAAUGGAAGUUACGACAGCCACUCUCAGUGCAGAAAAGCCGGCGAAAAUUGGCCCUAAGUCUCUAUAGUGCUAUUUUGAAUGGAGACUGCUGGAAUUGCCCUUGCAAAGACCGGCAUUCUAUUCGUUUCGUCCUCGAUAUUUCAGUACCGGACUUGCUUGGAACGCCACACCAGCCUUCAAAUCAUACAUUUCGAAUGACGUUUACGUCGAAGAGAUGCACUACCUCGGCCGACGCUAGGAGCUGCUGGCACGAAGUUGAGGCUGAGUCAAUUGAGAUCUCAGAUCCAGCCUCAACAUAUUGUACGUGCCCUUGUCCCAGCAGAGCACAGCUGACACCGAGCGACACGAAUAAACAAAAAGCGAAACCAAGCUGUCAACUCAACCAUUCUGAGCUGAAGGCCCGAGACCCCUUAGGCAGUAAAGGCGAGACCCCAGUACCCACGAUAUCAGACCUUUGCUCCACGAUAUUUGCCGUCAGCUUUCAUGAUAAGCAACGAGAACUCCUUGGCUGCAUCGCGGACAAAAGAUACCGGCACCAUAUGUACCAUGUCCGGAGCAUUGCUGAUGACCUACAAUCACAUUCACAAUCCCUUGAGGAACUCAUAGCAACUUCGUCAACAUUUCCCCAACCUCUGCUGCAAGGCAAAUACAUAUUCAGUCGCCGUGAUCGACUAAUUCUCGCCGUGAACCUUGCAUGCAGUGUCCUGCAGUUCCAUGGCAACUGGCUGCGCAAAUAUUGGAGAGCACGGGACAUCAAGUUCAUGAAAGAGAAAUUUGACCCAUCCGAACACCCAUAUGUCGUGUGUGACAUUGCAGGCGAGCCGAGUAUGGACGAGAAUAAGGAAUCAUCACCGCUCAUACGGAGCGAAGUUCUCUUUCCCCUGGGGCUGAUUCUCGUCGAACUUUCGCUGUGUCGGAACCUUGAAUCAUUGCGUACACUGGAAGACGCCGAUCCUCUGGAGGCAGUGGCAAACCUCAAAACUGCUGCUCGGUAUCUUCCAGUUGUGGAAAUGGAGAGUGGGUUGGGGUACGGUCAAGUGGUAAAAUGGUGUCUCUUCGGCUCAGAUACGGUAGAUACGACCUUGGAAGACGAGAUUAUGCAGGAGAAAGUAUUUGAAAAUGUAGUUGCCAGGCUGGUUGAGAACCUAUGGGACUUUUCAGGGCCCCAGCUGAGGAAGUUGGAACUGACUGGAUAA